This is a messenger RNA of Eutrema salsugineum, 1776 nucleotides long. RefSeq lists its product as uncharacterized. Lineage: Eukaryota; Viridiplantae; Streptophyta; Magnoliopsida; Brassicales; Brassicaceae. The record is from RefSeq and is a predicted model, not a curated record. Gene Ontology annotation, molecular function: zinc ion binding. The transcript has 4 exons. The coding region runs from base 1 to 1776 and encodes 591 amino acids.
AUGGGGAAUGACGAAGGUGUUAAUCUAUCUCGUGAGAAUGAGGAAAACGGUGGAGAUCAAGAUGACAUAAGUAAAACAUAUGGAAUGCUUGAUAUUGUUGAUCCUCCAGACUGUGUAGAAGAACAACGUAUUCAACGUGAAUGGGCAGACGGUUUGAAACUGAGAGUUGGUGCAGAGUUUAGCUCUGAAACUGGAUGUAACUGGUAUAUAAAUACCGCUAAGACAGCUCAGUCACAUAUUUUCACGGUUAGAGUAUAUAGGAAAAUGCAUUCCUGCUCUCGGGCUUCUGCGUGUACUAGCAGCAAACGAAAGAAAUGCACACCUGGAUUAGUUGCAGGCGUUGUUAGUAAAACUUACCCAGGUCGAUUAAAACCACCACCUCCUAGAGAUAUCAUGGCUUUGGUUCAAACUAGAGGUCGUGUGAAGGUAUCAUACUCUACGACAUGGAGAGGCAGACAGAAAGCUAUAAGUUAUGUUCGUGGUACUCCAGAAGAGAGUUUCGAGCAUCUGCAUUCGUAUUUGUACAUGAUAGAGCAGUUUAAUCCUGGUACGACAUCAAGUGUUGAAGUGGAUGAGUUAGGUAGAUUUAAGUACCUAUUCGUCGCUCUGGGUCCUACCAUAGAAGGGUUUGCGGCAAUGAGGAAAGUGAUAAUUGUUGAUGCAACUUUUUUGAAGAAUGGAUUUGGUGGAUGCCUUGUAUUUGCAACAACUCAGGAUCCGAAUCAUCACCAUUAUCUCCUCUCUUUUGGGGUAGUUGAUGGGGAAAAUAAUGAUAGUUGGAACUGGUUCUUCACUAAACUUAAAACCCGUAUACCUGACAGUUCUGAAUUGGUGUUUGUUUCUGACAGAAAUAAUGUGAAAAAGAACGUUCGGAGAGAGAAAGAAUUAGUUGUAGGCAAGUUCAUGGAAGUUGCGAGGAAGUAUACAAAGGCUGAGUUUCUUGUGGCUUAUGGUCAACUGGAAGAAAAGUAUCCGGAUGCAAUUACGUAUUUAUGUAAUAGUUUGCUUGAGGAAAAAUGGGCAAGGUGCUAUUUUCCGGGAGAAAGGUACAACAUCGACACUAGUAACUAUGUAGAGUCUAUGAACAGCGUGUUUGAUUAUGCGAGGAAGCAUGCAUUAUUACCUAUGAUGGAUGCCAUCUUGUCAAAGUCCCUAAAUGUGACUGAGCUGAACUCGUUUCUGCUUAAAUACGCUGUGGUCAGUGGAGAUGGGAAGACUUAUCUGAUGAACUUGAAAACUAAAUCUUGUUCAUGCAGAUGGUUUGAUAUAGACAAGUAUCCUUGCGUCCAUGCACUUGCCGCAGUGAGAAUUUUUAUGGCCAGGGAAGAUAGAAGUGAGGACAUCCACUCGUAUGAUUUGUGCUCGAAGUAUUAUACUACGGAAUUGUGGGCACUUGCAUAUGCCAGGACGAUAUACCCUGUUCCUCAUCGUUCACAAUGGGUAAUUCCAGAUGAUAUCGAAAAGAAGACUGCCCCAAAACCACCUGAGGUCCCGAAAAAAGCUGGAAGAAGGCAACAGAGAAGACUUGCAUCGGUUGGAGAGCGUGGGCCAAGGCCAAGUAAUAAGCGUAAGAAAAGGCAGGGUAAUACUGAGGAUGGAGUCAGGAAUGCUAAUGGUAAUACUCAGGGGAAUGAAGGCAGGGAUCCAAAUUUCAAUGCCAGUAAUCCUGAAGGGAAUGCGCAUGGUAAUACUCAUGGUGGAGGCUGGUGGCAAUAUUUCAAUGCCAGUAAUCCUGAGGGUAAUACUCAGGGUGGAUCUAGUACUCAGGACAGAUGA